Molecule: messenger RNA, 3203 nt
Organism: Schistocerca gregaria
Lineage: Eukaryota; Metazoa; Arthropoda; Insecta; Orthoptera; Acrididae
Product: homeobox protein Hox-B4-like
Exons: 4
Coding region: 1-873 (290 amino acids)
Biological process (GO): central nervous system development; neuron differentiation; regulation of DNA-templated transcription
Molecular function (GO): DNA-binding transcription factor activity, RNA polymerase II-specific; DNA binding
Source: RefSeq, a predicted model, not a curated record
AUGAUGCAGAACCCGCUGCUGUCGUACCCGGCGUUCAGCCACUUCCUGGAGCUGCGCCACCACCACCACCAACAGCAGCAGCACGCCCAGCACAGCCACCAGCAGCAGCACCAGCCGCAGGCGACGGCGGCCUCGGGCGCGGGCGCGCCGCCGCCCCCGCCACCCCCGCCGCCCCCGACGACAUCGUUUUUCAUGUACGCCGCGGCGGCAGCGGCCGCCGCCGCCACCGCGAGGCCGCCCCCCAGCAAGUCGUUCACCAUAGACGCCAUCCUGGGGCUGCGCGCCACCGACCUCAGCACCGCCGCCUCCACCGCCUCCGCCGCCGCCUCCAGGACUGCCGGAUCCGCCUCCGCAGUGGCCGCGUGUCGGAGGACCAACCCUUCUGCUUCGGGCGAGAAGGGCGGCGCCGGUUCUUCGGAGGGUCGCAAGCAGUCGGCGGGGAAGUGCAAGCGCGUACGCACCAUCUUCACGCCGGAGCAGCUGGAGCGGCUGGAGGCGGAGUUCGAGCGCCAGCAGUACAUGGUGGGGCCCGAGCGCCUCUACCUGGCGCACGCGCUCCAGCUCACUGAGGCACAGGUGAAGGUGUGGUUCCAGAACCGACGCAUAAAGUGGCGCAAGCAGCACUUGGAGCUGCAGCAGCAACGGCUGGCGCAGCUGAAGCAGCAGCAGCAGCAGCUGCACCAUCACCAGCAGCACCACCACCACCAGCACCAACCGCAGCAGCCGCAGCAGCCGCAGCAGCCGCAGGUCGGCCGGCUGGAGGCGUCCACGCCCGGCGACAGCGACGGCGACAGCUGCAACAGCGGGCCCGACAGCCCCCCGCCCCCUCCCCCGCCCCCGCAGCAGCAGCAGCCAGCCUUCCCCACGCAGUAGUCCGGUCCGCUGUCCCAGCCAAGCGACUACCAUUCUGCACCAAUUGUCCACACCGCCAGUUGGGGUGGCCAAACUCUCUUCACCAGCUGCCCGUCUCGCAGAGGCACCGUGGCGAUUUGCAGCUUGGAGGCCUACUCCUCAGCAGCUGUCUUGGUGCUUAGCAGCAGCUGUCAGCGAAUGACACCACCUCUUCUGGUGGCAACGAACGGUGGUGGCUCAUUCAACGUGGCACCUACAAAUCACCAUUGCUGAUCCAGAACUACUACUGGCACCAUAUACUUCGUACCACAGACGCAUGAUGGCUGCUAGCGUUCAUUUCGCAGCAGGUUAUCACGUUACCGAUGGCGGACAGUAGUAUGUGGCACCAUUCCUUUACACGAUUUCGAAGCCACCGAUGUACGAUGCUCGUCUCCCUACGUGAUAUAUUACAGAGGCGUAUGAUUUACAUCGAACUCAAUGAAUUUCCUCGACUGUAACGCUUCUUGGGCAUCAUGAAUGUUUAUUCCCUUCCAGCUUAUCUUCUCUGUCCAGAAGUGUUUUCUGUGAGACAUUUUUCUUAGAGUUAUUAUUUUUCUCCGAUUGGCCAGAGCACCUUUGCAUUUGCGACUCUGCUCAUCCAAGGUAUUCAGCAAGGCAUCUCCAACUCAACAUUUCACGCACUUGAAUGUGUUUUGUAAGGUUCAAAUCCAUUAGUCUUUUUCGCUACUAUUCGAGGUCACCGACUGUACAAACAGUUUCAAAAAGGCUUUCUAACUUCUUGGGCCAGUUCACCGAAUUAAUAACAUUACGUCGUUUGUAGUCCAUCCCUUUUUCUACCAUUUCGAGGUUCACCCAGUAAAUGGCUGCCUUCUUGCUUCUUCGUUUGCAAGAAUCUGCGACCAGUUUGUGGUACCAGUAAACAUUUAUUUUGCACUUUUCACUUGUCAAUAAAGCUAUUUUCUUGUUUUGCUGAUGAGUAAAACCAUACUUUGGUGCAAAGCAAUUUUUCGCGCUGUUCAUUACAUAAGCGUUGCGGAUUUAAGAUAGAAUUUCAACAAAGAACUACCUCACUAAACUAAUUUGUUAUGAAUCUGUAUCACCCUGCCCUCACAGUCCAAGAAAAAUUUAAAGAGUUAUUAUCAAAAUAAUAAGACAACCCAGUCAGUUCUGAGAAUCCUGGACAAAGACUUAAAGCGCUAAAAAAUAACUGCAAAAUCUAUACGCAGGGUUUUUUCUAUAGUACAUACUCUUCACAUGCCAAGUGCUGUUUUCCUUCAGCAAUGUGUUCGUUGUAUCGUAUCUUUUAAUUAAACCUUUUCAGCUGUUAGGCUGUACUUCGUCUGAACACAAAUUUUAUUGAAAAUAAGAAAGUCCUGCAGAAAUAAAUAAUUUCCUUGUAGUACACUUCAAGUACAAUGGAACUACUUUCACUCGAUCCUGUUGUAGCUACAGGAAUCCGGCCGUAAUGACGCUGUUUGCGAAUGCUCCUACCAAAAAGCCACCGACUCACCGAGCACUUCAGAGAGACAGUGAACUUUGCAAGUUGUGAACCAAAAGUUACGCGGGAGAGCUCAUUUGGUCAACUGCCAGGAAUCUUUGGGACAAAAGACUCUGACAAACAAUACUGGAAACCGAUUUUCGCAGCUGUGCGAGAAGAGCAUCCUAAAUCAUCGAACUAUCGCUGAAACUUUGUUCUCCAUUUGCGGGACAACUUCGGUGCCACGUUAACUUCUCAGAGACGCAUAAUGCAGAGCGGUUAGCUGUGCUAAGGUGAGGUGAAAACGUGCCCGGAUAAUGCUGUGUGGAAUCUUCGUUACAGCCGUGUGUCUGAAAUGAACUUGGGCGGAUAGGAGGCAAUGAAAUUGCAAUGUACAUAAUUUUGCGCAGCUAUUUGUUAAUAUGUAAAUUCGUGUAUGUUCUCGAAAUAGUGUACUGUAAGAUAAUGUUUUGAGCUUAGGUUUAACGUGAAAACUUACAACGACGGGUAUAUGAACAAAGUUAGCAUUGUGAAGAUAAAUGUUUUUUCGUGAUCUCUAUACCACAUUUGAACCGGCAACUUGAAGUGUGUUACAAAGUUCAAUGGAUUCGCUAGUGUCAUUACAAACUGAAAAUGACCGCAUGACCAAAAGUUUACAAAUACUGUACAAUAUAUUUACUGUAAUUGUAAAAGAAUUCCAUCUGGUUUUCGUAUUUUCUCUUUUUACUUUCUUUUGUUCGUGUUCCCUCCAGUUUUAGUACCAGUAUGUAAGAUAUUUUUGUUUUCUACAAUACAAAAGUUUGUAUUUACCUGAGUAUGGAGUUAACGACAUAUGUAUGUAGUUAUGUUACCUAAUAAAAGUAGUAACUCUGUU